Molecule: messenger RNA, 1038 nt
Organism: Mucor mucedo
Lineage: Eukaryota; Fungi; Mucoromycota; Mucoromycetes; Mucorales; Mucoraceae
Product: mitochondrial carrier domain-containing protein
Exons: 3
Coding region: 36-980 (314 amino acids)
Source: RefSeq, a predicted model, not a curated record
CAUUUUCGCCUUUUCUUAUUUCUUGUGAUUCAAGCAUGUCGAAAGGAAACAAUGAUAUUCUGUCAUUCGAGGAUUACAAGUUGCCACCCUUAGGUCAUGCCAUUUCGGGUGCUGUGGGAUCUACUAUUGCCAACUUGUUUAUAUAUCCGUUAGAUAUCUCCACCACUAGACUUCAAUUAAAAGGAGAUGAUGAAAAGAAACAAGGAUUGUUAGAACAAAUCAAAACUAUUUAUGAAAAGGAAGGCGGACUUAAAGGAUUAUAUGCUGGCCUCGGAUCAGAUACCUUAGCAACAGUAUUAUCCAGCUUUAUCUAUUUCUAUUGCUAUACUGCUUUACGGAAUCUACAGGAGAAAAUGAAUACAAACAUAGGUAAAUCUUCAGCUGAAUUAAACGUUGCCCAGGAGUUAUUUUUAGGGGCCGAAGCUGCUCUCAUUUCCAGAUUCUUUACAACACCUGUAUCCAAUAUUACAACUAGACUUCAAACUGCAGGACAUAAUGAAAAGGGAUUUAAGGAGAUUGCGUUAGAUAUUUUAAAAGAAAAGGGUAUCACCGGUCUUUGGACAGGAUAUCGCGCUUCGAUUGUUCUGGUUUCAAACCCAUCGAUCACAUAUUUCAUGUUCGAAAAGAUCAAGUCGAUUUACAUGCGUACACAAAAGAAAUCCAAUUUGACAGGAUUGCAAGUGUUUUUAUUUUCAGCCUGUGCCAAAAGCAUAGCAACUAUGUUGACUUAUCCUUUUAUAUUUUUACGUACACGCAUGAUUGGUGGUGGUAAACAACAGGAUGGAAUCAUUGAUAGUUUGAAAGCAGUAAUUGAUAAGGAUGGUUAUACUGGUCUUUAUAAAGGCAUGCAAGCUCAAAUUAUUAAGGGUUUCUUCAACCAAGGCAUCAUGUAUAUGAUCAAAGAUUAUGUUGCUGCCUACUUGGCCUUGGUAUUCUACCACUCUUUUAAACUUAAAAUGAGAGCAAAGCUUGCUCAGUAAUAAUAAAUUUUUGGUGUAAAUUUUGUUCACAGCUUCAUUUUGUGGAAGUUUCAUAAAU